Aphanomyces invadans is the source of this 2789-nucleotide messenger RNA. RefSeq lists its product as hypothetical. The transcript has 10 exons. The coding region runs from base 16 to 2733 and encodes 905 amino acids. Gene Ontology annotation, cellular component: integrator complex. Gene Ontology annotation, biological process: snRNA 3'-end processing. NCBI's taxonomy places the organism in Eukaryota, Oomycota, Saprolegniomycetes, Saprolegniales, Verrucalvaceae. The record is from RefSeq and is a predicted model, not a curated record.
CAACGAUCAUCAACCAUGGCGUCCGAGCCAGCCUGGGCGUGCGUGGCAUCGUCGGCAUUUCCUCUCGUAUACUCGUACAGCAAGGAGCUGACGCUGGGAGGUCAGAGCAGUCGUAAUUUGGAGAAAGACCACAGCAAGCUCAUCCAAGCGCUCGAGCAGCAACUCAAGGUGAAGGGACGUAGUGCCGCCAACAAAGCCGAGACACUGUUCUUUUACAGCCAUUUCCCGUUUCUGACGUCCAUGGAGCUUGACUUGGUACUGCUGCGGUUGUCGGAACAGUUUUGUGCAUCAACGUCGUCGACGAGUUUCCGCGUGGCCAUUCUGGCGCUCAUUCGACGCCUUCAAGUCCAUUUCCCGGGCAAAUCGAUCACCGACCCUAGCAAAAUUACGACCCCCUUUGCGCAGCUCGUUGCUCAGCACGACCUAGUGGAGACACGCAUCCUCACGUUGCAAGUGCUUGCCAUUCUCGCUCCUUUUGCCCGCGAUGACCAGACCGUUCAUAGCUCAGUACUCAACGCAAUCGACACCACAGAAGAGGCGGAAGCAGCGGCGGCCGUCAACACGGCACUGGCAUUGCUUCCUCACUCACCUUCGUUUCAACAUCUUGCAGCGCAAAAGUUCUUGUCGGCGCCUCUUGAGCUUCACGUUUUACCUCUCUUGCCACUAUUGUGUGACUCGGUUCCUGAGGUCGCCCAACAGCAAUACGCCAAGUGCCACGAAUUCCUCGACCGUGGCAUCUUCGUCAAUGACAGUGGCACGGUCGAAUUCGCCAGCGCCCGGUGGUCGGCCCCAAUUUUACUCACCAUGACUCGACUGGCCUCCCUUGGGCCACCCUGUCUUCUCGAGAGUUUGACUUCGCUGUUUCGUUCGAUCUUGGUGACACCAAACAAUGCGUCGCUUCAGCGCAUCGCACUGCGCUGCUGCGUCCUCCUCAUCCGCCCAUCCACGUCGCCGCACACUUUGGAUGACCUUCUCCACCUGGUCACAGACAGCAUCUUUCCCCAUGCUGGGUCGAAUGACGUGGACAUCGACAUUCUCUUGUUCCUUGAACGCUAUACUCAACACCGGGCGCUCCCUGCGGACUUGAACCUUCCCCGAGCCGUGGUUGCUCGGCAGGCGGUACCGCAUGCAACUCCAAUUUUUGCGCGAGUCUUGCACAAUCACGCCUGCCACGAACUAAAGAAUGAGGGUGCUUCGUCCCUCGCCGUUGAAUGUCUCGCGCAGCUGCUGUGGACAGCAUCGCCCAAGAUACAAUCUGCAGUCAUCCACUCGUUGGAAAGCCUCGCGGCGAUGCAUCCAGUCGUGGCCACUCAUUUGACUUCACGCCUUGCCCAGACCUUGCUCGGCAACAACACAGUGGAUGGCUCAACGGGUCGGUUGUGGGUGCUGCUGUCGCACUUGACUACAAUUUGCCCGCUGCCUGACGAGUUUGCGACGGCCAUCGUCGCCGCACUCCCAUCGAAAUGGAUUACGGCGUCGAAGACGGCACUCGCGAUGGCUGUCACGCUCCUGCGCUGCGGCUACACGGACGAAUUCAAGCAACACUCUGGAAUCCUUCCACCCGUCCCGUCAUUUGAGGCGUACGAAGUCGCCCGAGAAUGCAUCCUCCAUGGUGCGUUUGAAGUUGCAGCCGAAGUUCUUGCUGAGUUGACGCCUCAGUGCACUUCGGAGAGAACGGGACAUUGGAUGGCUGGACUGCAUGCAUGGACAACGGCGGAAGCUCUCUUUAUCUCCCAGCCGUCCAUUGUGCCACCGAAUGGCCUGGUUCAGCUGCAGUCGGCGCUCACAUCACUCCAAGCCGCAGCCACGUCGACGAUGCCUUUCGUAGCCCCCCAAGCGUUCUUGACCUACCGUAUUGGAUUCUUUGCGACGCUAAAUAACCUUUUCCAGAUGCUGUUUCAAGUUCAAAUCGCAGGACUCGGGUCAGUCAAACGAUUAGCUGACAUCGCCGCUCAGUUUGCGUCGCACAGCGCGACUGUGAUUUCGAUUGGCAACGCAGCAUGGAACCACGGCGAUCUGCAUCUCCUCGCUGCCCAUGCACACCUGUGCCAUGUGCUCCAUGACACAAUCCAUCGCUUCUUGUUGGAACCAUCCAACACCGCGAUGACUGUACGCCCGUGGCCAGGAAGGACAGUGGAUUCCCCCAGGGCUCCCUUCACCCCCCUCUGGCACUUUUGCAAGGGUUUGGACGCAGAAUUGCCUCAAGUGUCCGUGUCAUCCUCGAUUCAGGAUGCUGCUGCUCUCGUCGUCGACCUCGGACGCGCAGCCCUCGCUCUGCCAUGCGCGAUUCCAAGACAGCUCUUCCGCACGACAUCCGUGCAUGUGCCCAGCGACGUUCAGAUUGUGUCGCCUGCCCUCAAGGUGAUGAGCCGCAGUGUCAUUGGCGUAGCCACCCACUCGAGCUGCCAUGGCCACCUCCACGUCACAUUGGACUUGCACCACGCUCGACAGGACAGUCCACUCAAGAACUACUCGAGCCGAUCAUGGCAACUGGUGUUUGAAGGCAAGAUGGACAACGGGGUCGAGUUUACCACCUCCGUCGGGUAUGCUGACGGCGUGAUGGGGGGUGGUCGAUGGCAAGGCACUCUUCCGCUCCACUUAAACGCCGGGGGAUUUGGCGCCCAAGGCACGUCGAGUGCUCUCACCGGCCGCCUCUGGCUCGUUGACGAGACAAACUACGAGCGGUGGCUGGUCGCCGACCGGGCGCUCGAACGCACAGUUGUCGUUUACUAAUAUGCCAUCCUUGGAAUUGACAGAAUGAACUGGCGCUUUGCGCGACGUUGUGGUUG